AUGUCAGACGUACCUGGAACAGUCCGACCGGCUACUAAGAGAGUAAGAUCAGAGCAAGAUCACUCGAAAGCUUCUACAAAGGCUGCUGAAGCUUCCAGAGAGAAUGGUUCAGAUCAUGAAGAUGCUAACGAAGACAAACAUGAAGAUGACGAUUGGCUGAAAGAACCUCCUUUCAGCGUAGGUAAAAGUAAAGAUGGUUGGGAGACUAAAUGGAGAGAAAGCUGUUGGUGUGGAAAAGUUGCAUUCGUAUAUAACGCCGAAAAACCUUUACAAUCAAAGAUCUGUCAUUGUGAGGAUUGUCAACGAUUACAUGGAGCACCAUAUCAACAUUCCUGUAUAUUCAAGAAAGAUAUGGUUCGACUUGACGACGAUGCAUCGUCCAAAUGGUUAGGAUUUUUAUCUGCUCAUGGAGAAGUACAUCCAUUAUCGUCAACACCUACACCUUUACCCCGCAAAGUAUCUUGCCGAGCAUGUGGAUCCCCUUUGUUCGAUGAAGGAAGAAACAUGAUCAUGGCUUUCCCCCCUGCUUUUGAAUGGAUUCGAACUCAUAAAGAAGUUGAACAAGCUAAGAAAGAAGAUAAAGGUCACCAUGGUUCAGAAGGUGAUAGUGGUAAAGGUGCAAGGAAACAACAAGGUUUCCCAGAUGAAUUGAAAGCUCAAUGUCAUAUCUUCUACGAAAGAAGAUGUGUGGAUAUCAAAGACGGUUUACCUAAAUGGAGAGGUCAUAAAGAAGAUAGUGAAUUGAUGGGAGAGGAUGAGAAAUAA
Messenger RNA from Kwoniella shivajii, 765 nucleotides. RefSeq lists its product as uncharacterized. The coding region runs from base 1 to 765 and encodes 254 amino acids. Gene Ontology annotation, molecular function: carbon-sulfur lyase activity. NCBI's taxonomy places the organism in Eukaryota, Fungi, Basidiomycota, Tremellomycetes, Tremellales, Cryptococcaceae. The record is from RefSeq and is a predicted model, not a curated record. The transcript is spliced from 3 exons.